Messenger RNA from Symbiodinium sp. CCMP2456, 198 nucleotides. The record is from the annotation of a GenBank genome assembly. NCBI's taxonomy places the organism in Eukaryota, Dinophyceae, Suessiales, Symbiodiniaceae.
AUGCUCAAGCGUAAGGGUGGGUGGGUGUGUAUGACAUGUGGCAGUUUCUGUGUGGCACGUUGCUUGGAACGUAUCUCGGAACCUACUACAAUUUCCGACCCUACAUGGAGGUCCUGCGGCAGUUCUAUGAAAGACGCCUCGCAGAGUAUGCCGAGACCAGACCAAUCUCCAAACAGUGAUGCGUGGAAUCCUCACUGA